Messenger RNA from Saccharomyces mikatae IFO 1815, 513 nucleotides. RefSeq lists its product as uncharacterized. Gene Ontology annotation, cellular component: cytoplasm. The record is from RefSeq and is a predicted model, not a curated record. Gene Ontology annotation, biological process: regulation of translational initiation. NCBI's taxonomy places the organism in Eukaryota, Fungi, Ascomycota, Saccharomycetes, Saccharomycetales, Saccharomycetaceae. The coding region runs from base 1 to 513 and encodes 170 amino acids. The transcript has a single exon.
AUGAGUAAGAAUGUUGGAAGACUAGUGAAAAUAUGGAAUGAGUCUGAAGUUUUAAUCGAUAGGAAAUCGAAAUUUCAAGCUAGGUGUUGUACAUUACAGGAUCAGAAAGAUAUACCUUUCAUCCUACAAGACUUGGUUCAAAACAAUAAGGCCGUUUCAAAGGCAUCCCACAUGCACAUGUAUGCCUGGAGAACAGCAGAAAUAGCAAAUGAGUUGAACUUUCAGCAAGACCAGAAAAAGAAGAGCAGCAAGAACAACAAGAAAAGUAGCAACCAUGCUAAUAAGUCAAAAAUGGUAAUAGUACAGCCAAAAAAUAUUGAACAAGGAUCUGCUGACUGUGGUGAAGCCGGUGCUGGACAACGUUUGUUGACUUUACUUGAGAGAGCAAAUAUAUUUAACGUUCUAGUAAUAGUGACGCGAUGGUAUGGUGGCACACCUCUGGGUUCAUCUAGAUUCAGACAUAUUUCCACUUGCGCAGUGGAAACUUUGAAGAAGGGAGGAUAUCUUCAUUGA